UUGGUUGAUUUCACUGUGCGUGCUGGUCGCGAAGGAAAAUUGAGCUUAUUUUAUAUUGAAAUUGCAGCAUGGAAAAAGUGGUACUUUAUUUUAUUUAAAGUGGUUGAAAUAAGCCGUAGAUAAUAUGCAAUGUAUUCCUUUAAACAUAAUUGAUUUUGCAUCACUCGGACACACUUUGGGACUGGAAAGUUGGGUUUCAAUUAAGGGAAUGCUCAUAUUGAUUUCAGCUUCGACAAAAGAAUCCGCUCUAAGAUACAUAAUGGUUGGGCAUCCAUCAGAAUGAAAUCUCAACUGAAGAAAAAUUGUUUGAAUUGCUGAGUUGAUGCCAGUGUGAAAGAGUGGAGUUCAUAAUGGAGGAAAGGCAAGAAGAAGCUAACACAGAGGUACAUAUACCUGCAAAUGGAGGUGAAGAGGGAGCAGUUGAACAGACAACAUACACAGAAAGUGGAUACACACAAGAUGGUGACCAAGUCUUGCUUAGCUGGAAAGCUCUGUAUGAAAAUCUGGAGGUCAAAGAAUAUUAUCCACUGAAGAAAUUUGCUGCAUUGUUGAAAAAGCUUUCUUCUUCAUUGACCCAAGCUGCCCAGCUAACAUUUGACUUCAGUGGCAUAGAGCAAUUAACGGACCUGGUGUUCUGUGUUAUGGACGAGGAGUUGAACACCCUCAGGAAAGGAGUCAAGGCUGUGCACUGCAAUGGAUGCAUCCAUCUUACAGACGUGGGAGUGUUCUUUCUGGCCAAGGCUUUUCAGGAUUUAGAACAUGUUUCCUUUGAUGGCUGUCCCCACCUGACAGAUGAGUCCCUGAAGUACCUGCAGUUGUUCUGCACAGGGUUACAGCAUGUCAGUGUGUCAGGGACCAGUGUGGGCUAUAUACCUACCAGCAUAGGAAACGCCUGCAAGAUUACUGUUGAUGGGUGCCCACUGUAUGAUCCUGCACAGUAUGAUAACAGCACAUUCAAUGAAUGUCAACGUGAGAGUCAAGGACAUGAGAGAAAACUAGUGGUGUUCAGGAGGCAAGACUGCGAUUAUAAGUUCACGGAAUUUUUGAGGACAGGAAAAUUUGAGCGCUGUGAUAAUGAACAAGAAUUAACACAGUUUGGUAAUGAUUAUCUAUCAAAUUUUUCCCUGUCAAAUUCCAAUUCCGUUUCUGAAAAUGAUGUGGAGUUCCUCUUGAAUGUGAUUGAAACUAAGGGAUAUAGUAUGUCCUCAGACAGUGUUCCAUUUACAACUGAGAGUGCUGCUUUUGUUCUUCUCAUAGACUUCAAUUCAGCUGAUGAUUUACAGUUGAAAAUUAUGAACAAGAUUGAUGUUAUCAGAGGACAUGUCAACCAUGCUCCCAUAAUGAUUGUGAUCCUCUAUGAGGACUCCCCUGGGCAAACAACUGCUGGUUCCAUUGAAGAACAAAUAUCCCGUCUUAACCUGGAUCUGGAUGCACAACUGAAGCAGACGGCAGAGAGCCUAAAGCAGCAUUUAGCAGCAGAGCAUUGGAGCAAAGUUAAUGAAGAGGACUUUGAAUAUCAGGAAAGAUACAAACGUUCCCUUUAUACUGCUGAGAGUAGAACUGUAUACACGAUGGUUUCUGUGGAUGUAAAAACAUUAAAGAUGCAAGUGUAUGGUCUACAAAGCAAUGUGAUUGAGGAAGGCCAGGCUACAAGCAAGGAAGAAGAACUAAAUGAGUUUCUUACAAAUCACUGGAAUAGAGCAAUGGAUAAGCUUCAGAGUUUAGCCAAGUCUGAUAUAUCUGAGCUUAAGUCUUAUUCUAAACCACCAGUUGCCGUAAUUGAAUGCACAAGGGCAUUGUGUAUUCUUUUAAAUCAGAGACCCAAGACAGUAGAAGAUAGCAGUGAUGCUAGUAAAUGGUGGCCAACAGCAAAGAAACUUAUCUCAAGUUUUUCCUUCCUGAGGGAUAUGCAUUCUUAUGAACUGGACACUGUUACAGAAGAGCAAAUGGCAGAAAUUGAGGCGUAUAUCAAUGAUGAAAGAUUCACUGAAUCAAAGAUCGCUGUAGUAUCAAAUGCAGGUGUAGCUUUUCAUGUGUGGGUGCAUGCUGUAUAUGCCUAUGGGAAGAUAAAAUAUGCAACAUCUAAAGAAUCCAAUGUGUCGAACAUCAUAGAAUAUGGACAGGGUGCAGCAUUUUUGCUGUCAAGACUAUCAGCAUUAUGCUCAAAUGCUGUUGGAAUGAAUUUUGAGCAAAGUUUAGAGUUCUCUGGACCAUUUAUGGAUAUUUCAAAGGCCUUCCCAAACCACAGAAUAUGCUCACUGGACAAACUGGUGUCAGAGUUGAAGGAGAAACCAUUUGGUGCUAAUCUGGCAGCUUAUGCUCAGGCACUCAGCAGGCUUGACAGAAUGGGCAAAGUAGUUUUUCUGAAAGACACACCUGAACAAUAUGUUGUGACUGACAUCCAGUGGUUUCUGAACCUUAGUGCACAAUUGUACAAAAUCGAGGGCUUUAAGAAUUUAGGACGCGUCAAAUCUUUGUCAUCAGAAGAAAGCCUUUUGAGCAUGGCUGAUCUGCGAAAUGUAAUUGGAGAACUUGCAACUGAUGAAGAGUUCUCUCAUUGGAUGAGCAUUAUGUUCCAUGAUGGAGGCAUGCUUAAAAUUCCAUAUUGUCGUCUGCAUCCAGAAGACCCUCCAUUCCUCCUGGCAUUAUUUGUGCAACUGCAGCCAAAACCAUACUUGUACCUUGAUGGUGCAUCUAAAGAUAGACUUUCAGAAAAAUAUUUUCAUGAAAACUAUUUUCCUCACUUGAAUUCCAAGGAUUACAAUCCAGAUGACCUGAGAGUGAGCUUGAGUUACAGGUUUACAAAUGGCUACUCGGGUUCCUUGCUCGGCAGAAUUAUCUCUGACUGCUUGUUGCUAGGUGAUGUGAUGUAUAUCUGGUCCACUGGUGUCUUGUGCAGAAAAGGAGCAAUGGAAAUCCUCAUAAAGAGGAAUGUGCAUGCUGUCAUGGUAACCAAUCAAUUUGACAUCGAAGCCAGAUGCACGUGUCCACCUGGUGGGCAGAAGAACAUAGUGUUAGACUACAUCUGGGCUACUCUCAGCACAUACUUACUGAUUGUGGAUUAUCAUAUUAGCAGGCACCCAAGUCUACAUGUUAAGAUCACCAUUCCCUGCCAGGGUAAAUGUGCCUCGGAGGCAACACCACACUUAUUCUCUCCAACAGAGUUUCCCAAAAGUCUGCAGACAUCACACUUUCCAGUCUGUCCUAAUCAGAUCUGUGGAACCACAUGUGAACUGAAACUCAUGCACAAUUACCAACCCUUCCUCCCAUACCAUGACUGGUGUGAGAGUUACGACCCCCCUCACAGCUGCUGCUGGUGUGACCACUGCCUCAGCAAGGGUGGCCAGUGUCCACAAAAUCACAUAGGGAGCACCUGGAGGUGCAACUGUGCUGCUAUUGGCUGGAAAUGUGCCAACUGUGGAAUUUGUAGAAGAUGUGUGGCCAAAUUGUGGAAAAUGCAGAGUAGUCUAAGCCCAUCGUUCAUGGCUCAGCACCAAGAUGAGCAAGGCCAAAAUUUUCAGGGGACAUUGAUAGAUUUCAACCUACUGAGAAAGAAGAGCAUGGCUUCUGAAGAACACUUUUCUAUAAAACAUCCAGGUGUUUUAUCUCAUGAUUACCAGACAUCCAUUUAUCUCACUGUGUUCAAACCAGGGUCAAUGGUGUUGCAAGUGGUAGAGAAACAAAGCACUGAUGUCAUUGCAAGUGUCAGCCUUGAAGCUGGAGAAGUUUCCACAGGUGACAAGAUAAAGCUACAGGUGACAGGUGAGCAGCUGGAUGAAGACCAACAGAGUUUCCAGCCUUAUCUUGAAGUACUUGUGAAUGAUAGGAAGACAUUCUCUGGUCUUAUACCAAGUGGUUGUGGAUUGAAAUUUCAAGCCACAGAAUCAUCUUCCACAACAGAUCUACCUGUAGUGACCUUGCACUGGCCAACUGUACCUGUGGUGACUAGUCGCCACUUCUCUCCUGGUCAGCUGGUUAUGUUCAAAACAUCCAUUGGUAGCCAAUGGGCAGUGUCUGAGGUCCAGCAGGUGUCCGAUGACCAGCUGGUAGCUGCAGAUGGACUCACAGGAGAGAUCAGUGCUGGACAAGUGAGUCCAGUUUUGACUCCAACUGGAGAUGCAAAUAUCAUUAUAUCAGAAACCAGAGACAUGGUACGAGAUAGCAGGCAGCUGUACAAAUAUCUGGAUAAACAAAAAGGCUUGCCAGCACCAUUUGGCUUGUUCCCUAGAGUACAACAACAAGAGCCACAGGUGUCAGCACUGUCCAUUCACAAGCGAUGGCUGCAGCUUGACAUCCAGUCCUGGACUGAAGAGGGCGCCAGGUAUUGCACAGUGAAUCAUUACCAUCCAGCAGUAUUGGAGCAGUGUUUAAACUACAGACUUCAACACCCCAAUGUUCUGGACACUGGCUACAGUAUUGUCCUGCUCCCUGCUUAUCAAAAUGGCCUGAUGAAGUGGACACAGCCAGCCAGACAUGACAUCCACAAAAAUGACCACUAUGCAGUGGACAUCAGGUUUGGAUACAAUAAAAUCCUUGAGAUCCAUGAAAACCUGUUUCUUAUACGUGCAUUGAAGCACCAGAAACUGGACAGAAAGGAGUUUUUGCUGUUGUUUGAAAGUCACUUGUCUCAGUUGCUCUUCAAUUAUGAUAAACUGUAUAGAUCGAGGCCUGUUAUACAAAACAAACAGUGGUUGUUUCCAGAAGAUGUACUUAAAGAAGAAAGCUUUAAGCCCUAUGAUUUACCUGACCCUGUGUUCAGAGAAGGGUUGGAUAGUAUUGUCAGUGUGUAUAGGGCAACAGGGCUUCUGUUAGCUGCAAUAAAUGCCAAAACUGCAGAUCUCUUUGAGAGCCGAAAGCUUGACAAUGGCAAACCUGUGGUCAACCCAGAUGUCAUCCAGUUAGACAACUCUCUCCAGAAUGCCUUGACCAAAAUACCUGAUUACAGGACUCUGGACAUUGACUUUGAGUCUGACAGUGUGGCAGUAACUGAUCUUCAACAUCUACAAGUAUCUAGCAGUGGGCUGAAGAUACCAGAUGAACAACUGCCCUUUAAGUGUGGUUCUCUGAUCACACUCACCUUGAAAAUGACAACGUCUGAUGGUCAUGCCCUUCCUGAAAGUUUUGUACAAUUGAAGGACUCAUUGCGGACCUUGAAGUUGACAGACAAUCCACUGGAGAAGUUUCCAGGGUUCCUUACUCAGUUUACCAGUCUCUCUGUGCUGGUCCUGGCAAAUACCCUGAUACAAGAGGUUCCAGAUGAUAUUGGAAAUCUUUUGAAUCUCACAAAACUUGACCUAACCCAUACAUUGGUUAGCAACCUUCCUCCAAGUUUUGCUAAACUGAAGAAUCUGCGUCAGUUGCAUAUCAAGGGAAUAAAACUUCCCUUCAAAGACCCGCUCCAUUGCACUGCUUUCCUGGAGCAUGAUGUGCAGGCAUACAGUAUCAAAGAUAAGUUUGAUCAGCUGUCCAGACUGGUGAAGCAGUAUGAUGCUAACAACAAGGGGGUUCUCACAGGUCAAACUUUGGCUGAUUUCAGAAAAGAAGCAUUCAGUGUGUUCCCAAGAUUUAAACCAGGGCCUGGGUGUGAGGGGGGCUUCCCAGAGGUUCUGUUCCACUGUACCAAGCUUCGUUCCCUGAGUUUCUGUCGCACAGCCAUCCAGUUUCUACCUGAUGGUAUUGAGAGGUUAUCUCACUUGGAAGAGCUGAACUUGGACCACAACCCUUACCUGGAGUCUCUGAGCCCCAAAGUGGGAAAACUACCCUUGCAGAAAUUGAUGCUGGAAAGCUGCCCGCGUCUCUCCACACCACCACCAGAAAUAAUCCAUCGUGGAGCAGCACAGACCAUUGCCUACAUGAAAAGACUUCAGAUGGGUUCCAUGAAAUACAACAAAACCAAGUUGAUGUUUGUGGGGCUGGGUGGGGCUGGAAAAACAAGCCUGAUGCGUUCAUUGAUGAGCAAUGACUUCAAAUCUAGCCAAAUCGAAGGUGAAGCCAUUACUGACGGCAUAGACAUCAACAUGUGGACAGUCAAGCAUGGAGACCAGGAACCCAUCACAUACAGUGUGUGGGACUUUGCUGGCCAGACACUUUACUACAACACCCAUCAGUUCUUCUUGUCAAAGAGAGCCAUCUAUGUUCUAGUGUGGAACACUAGGCUAGGUUAUGAGCAUGCAGGAUUGGACUUUUGGCUCCAUUCCAUAGCCUGCCAUGCACCCAAAGCUCCAGUGUUUAUUGUUGGCACUCAUGCUGAUAAGAUUGCUAAGGCAGAUAUUCCAUCAGAGAGCAUCGAAAAGAAGUUUCCAUCCAUUGCUGGGUUUUACACUGUGAGUUCAUUGACUGGCCAGGGCAUCGAUUCUCUCCUAGAUGAAAUCAUUAAUGUCACAAUGAAGCAGUCUUACAUAGGGAAGCAGUUUCCAAUCCCUUGGAUCAAAUUCGAAACAGCCAUAAUGAAGCAAAGAGGCACCAAGAGUGUUCUUUUGUGGCAAGAGGUUCAAAACUUGGCAGAGAUGCAAGGCAUUCAUGAGGCAGAAGAAGUCACACAGGCUGUUGGAUUUCUGCAUGACCUGGGCACACUGCAUCACUUUGAGAAUGAAUUCUUAAGUGACAAAGUGGUGAUUAACCCACAGUGGAUUGUGGAUGUCAUGGCAUGUAUUGUGUCUGUACACAACUCGGUGAUUAAGGAUGGUCGUCUGCAACACUCUGAUAUUGGAGUCAUAUGGAAGGACUAUCCAGAAGACCUUCACCAGUGGCUACUGAAACUGACUGAAGUCUUCAACCUGACAUUCCCAUUGUCAGAAGAAGAGACCAGCAUUGUUCCCUGUUUACUGCCUCAGAAACAACCCCAGAUUGACUGGCCAGAGAAGAUGGAUAAAGAUGAACGAGAGCUGAAGAUCAUUUAUCAGUUUGAUUACUUGCCCGCUGGACUGUUCAACAGAGUUCAAGUUCGUCUCUCAGAGUUCUCUGAUACCUCUGCCAUAUGGAAGACAGGCUCCAUCCUCCAGAAGAAUGGCCACCUUGCACUUCUCUCCCAGCAGGACAACAACCAGGUUUUGGUGAAGGCUCAGGGAGUGCGGCCUGAGAACUUCCUGCUUUUAGUGCAUGAAAUAUUUGAGAGCCUCAUUGAAGAAUCAUUCCAGGGUGUUUCAUAUGAAUACCUGCUGCCCUGUAUGGAUUGUCUGCGAAGCGAUGCUAAGGACCCUACCCUGUUUUCAUCCAACGUUCUUCAUAGAGCUAUUGACAAAAAAGCCCUGUUCCUGCAGUGCCACAAUUUUUUCCACACCCUGUCCAUAGCAGAAGUCCAAGCCAACAUGCCGCCCGACUCCGAUGACACCUUUGAUCUCAACUUUCAAGACACUGUGAGAGACCUUAAUAGUCUGCAGGACAAGCUUGGUUAUGAUGCCUGUUUCUUGUUCUGUAAGCAAGACCUGGAGAAGACAGAUGGCUGUGAUGCUGCACCAAUUUGCGAUAUUGAGGCAAGAUUAGUGAAAGCAGGAUUCAAGUGUUGGCUGCCAAAAGCGACGCAGACUCCAGAUGCAGAGCUUGUUGCUACUGAGAUCCAAACAUCCAAGGUGGCUUUGAUAUUUAUUUCUUGUCAGUUUGUGAAAGAUUCCGAGUGUCAGAGGUUAUUUCAGUAUGUCAACGACAGCCUUAAGAAACCCUUUAUCUUGCUGAUGGUUGAUCCUAACAGAGAUUGGCUGAAAUCUGAUAUUGGUAUGCAGGUGGCAGAGAAGGUCUACCUCAACUUCAGUCGCCCUUCCUUGUUUGAGGAAAGCAUGAAGGAACUUGUCAGCAAAUUACGUUUGAAAACAAAGAAGAAGAAGGGGGUUAGUGUGGCAUCUGAUUGCUUUAUCAGUUAUUGCUGGACCAAUUCCGCAUCAGCACUGAAAAUGGGUCAAGUCUUUAGACCAAAAGAGGGCGCCAUUGGGAAUGGGGAUCCACGUGAAAUCAAGGAAUUUCUGGAGAAGAAUGGGAUCAACUGUUGGCUGGAUGUGGAGAGAGUUGGAGAAAAUGGACUGUUUGAGGAUAUCGCUGAAGGUCUGAAGAACACCAAGGUUGUGGUUGCCUGCGUGUCUGAUGAGUAUGCCCUAUCUGCCAACUGCCAAAUGGAGUUCCGUUUUGCCCAUGUAGCUUUAAGAAAACCCAUCAUCCUUGCUGUAGUUGGGACUGGUUUCCAGUGGGCUGCUACUGAAGUUGGCAUGCUGUCCCUGGGAUAUCACAAGUUCAACUUCCAGGCACCCAGCGAGACAUCACAUGACCAGUUGUUGUCUGCCGUUAGAGAACAGAUCCAGGCAACGAAGGCAGAGGAAGCAGUGAGCCACGUACCUACUUCAUCCAAAACUUCCGCCAACCCAAGCUCUGCCUUCCAGGAAUUGUAUGAGCUGGCCCAGAGGAAGAUACUGAGGCAGAUCUCUGGUUAUGUGGAUGAUGCAUACCCAAGGCUGUUCCUCAUUGACUUAUGUGACAACCAAAGCGAAGGGCAGAACCGACCAGAGUCUGACACAGAGGUGGCUGGCACUGAUGAGUCUCCUAAAGAGGUGUUGAAACCUACCUCAGAUAAAGUCCAGUACUGCCUGCGGCUCCUGUGUGAAUACGAGGGCGGCUGGCACUGUGAAGGAAAACCAGUGGCAAUUCCAUUAGUGGGAGAAUACCUAGACAUGUUCUUCCCACUGACCUCGCCUUACUUGGCUAGGAUUAUGACAGUGAUAAAACACAGCAGUAUUGACCUGAAUUGUUUCCAUGGUGUCCAAGGAGAACACCUGUUGGACAUGCUGGAAAAGAAUGCUGGAGUUGUGGAUGUAGAGAGUAUGAAGCCAGUGUAUAUAUACUUGAGACAAUUCCUUAUCAACAGCGAUUUGGACAAAACUGCUGGAGGACUAAGAAGAUGUCAGCAGGCCAGUGGAAAGAUAGUGUGGCUGUGUCCAGAGCACCAGGAACUGCCACGUGUGAGUGUUCUCCAUUACGACACGUCUGACUUCCCACUGCAGACCCCCCACUCCUUGCUUCAUUACCUCAAGCUGCUCUCCACCCAACACAUGCUGAAAACUAGUAGUGAAGAAGCAGGGUUAAAACCAGAUAAAACAAAUUCUCCAAGAAGCAAAACCCAAAUAAGCCAGAGUGGAACCUCAUUGGUUGGUCACAACCCCCAGCAUCAGCCACUGUCUGUGGCAGAGCCAGCUCAACUGGAUCCUGUACCCAAUCAUGUACCAAGCCCUGUACCCCAUCCUGUAUCCAAUGAUGUAUCCCAUCCUGCAGCUGAGACCGAAGAACCAGCGAACAUCUCCCAGAUCGGAAACAACCCUCCAGAUGUCCAUACCUCUGCCCAAGGUGAUACACUUCCUCAUGGUGAUGCAGAGAUCACAGAGCCCAGGAACACCCUAAACAUGUAUAGGAACGCCAAGGCUGCCAAAGACUUUGAGAAACUGCGUAAAGAAGUGGCUGCAGUUAGCCAGUUUUCCAAAGGAAGUCAAGCUUGUACCAUCAUUUAAAAUCACAGCACAGAAAAGUUUCCUUAAAAUGUUCAUCAGUGUUUCAUGUAACCAUUCACAGAAAAAAAUACAAAAAGUUCUCUGUGAAAGUGACAUUUAUUGCGUAAAUUUUAAUAUAAGUGCGAUUGCCAUAUAAAAGCCAUACUAUUUAAGCUGUGUCAACACAGGCUCAGGUAUAGCAAACAAGAUUUGGGUUAUUUUUACAGCAUCAGUUCUAAAAAAUUGUGCAUGGCAACUCACCUAAGUUCCGAGUGUGAAUACACUGUACCUGUAUUGAUAGGAAAAUAUUUCAACUGGAUUUUUAAAAUAUUUAUCCUUAACUCUUGAUGUUAUCAGAAAUGUGAUAGUAAUAUACUAUGCAAACAUUAUUUUAGUUUUUACAAGUUUUGUUGAGUUUUAUAUCUGUCCAUACAAUAAGCAGAGGUGCAAUGUUUAUCUAAGUCAGCCUUAUGUCUAUUGUUAGCAAUAAUAUGUCCAUAGUAUAUGUAUUUAAGUGAUAUUUGUUUUUCUAAUUCCCUAUUUCUAGCCUACUUUUCUUUAUGUAUAUAAAUAUAUAUUUCUUGUGAUACACUACUGUUAUUUGUAUUGCAGCAGAUUAUGUGAGGUUGCAUCUAUACAUUUUUUGGAAAGAUGUUUGAAUUAAAUGCACAUAAUCUAGAUUUGUUAUCUUUAUAUAUUACUACACAUAUACUGUUGUGGUGAAUCUGUGGAAAAUAUAUACAUUAUAUACAUUUGAGUCACAGUUUUAGACAUUUAUUCUACAAAGGUAUUCAUGGAAUUAUUUUCUUGAAAGUAACAGUCAAAAUCGACGUUUACUGUGACUGCUGUCCGUCCAAGAUAUUAUUUUUAUUUAGACUAUUCACAUUAUAUAUUUGAAUAUCUGUGAUGUU
This is a messenger RNA of Lingula anatina, 10375 nucleotides long. RefSeq lists its product as uncharacterized. Gene Ontology annotation, biological process: signal transduction. NCBI's taxonomy places the organism in Eukaryota, Metazoa, Brachiopoda, Lingulata, Lingulida, Lingulidae. The record is from RefSeq and is a predicted model, not a curated record.